AUGCAGAGUAUGCAGGCGCUGCUGUUCCUGGUGGCGUUGGCUACCGGGGAGGUCGUUAAUUCGCCGCCGGUGGGCUUUUCCAUGGAGCGACGGAGAAACCACUCGAGCUCGACGGCAUCCGCGGCCACGACGACGACGCAGGAAGGCACGAAAAUUGAAUCAUGGUCGCCGAGCCAGCCGGAACUGACGCAAAUGCUCUCCUACCCGAGCAUGCCAAAUCCGCAGCCCUUCGUGCCAGCCAACUACUACCUACCGGGUGAUCACUUCACAACACCGCCAAAUGAAUAUCGUAGCGAACAUUAUAAUUAUCCAUUCGACUCGGCCUACGCUUAUCCAGUUCCACAACCUCCACCGAUCGACUCUUCAUUGAUCCCAACGACAAAACACUUCGUUAUCGUUAGCUUUAUUGGCUUACUGCUCCUCUUCGCUAUCAUUCAGAAUUCCAUAAUUUCUGCUAAACGGAAGGACGCAUUGGUGGAAGUUCUAUCAAAUAGAAGAAAACGGAGUAUCAUGGUUUCGACGGAUUUCAGCCCAAUGACUCCAGAAGUAGAAACGACAUUAAACGAAGAUGCUCGUGUACGCUGCAUACAACGAACAUUAUGUUAUGAAAAUCGGAAGCUUCACGAGGAUUUCGGUUAUAUUGGAAAUAUUCUGGGAAAGUAUUUAACGCAAAGAAAGAAAAAAAUUAAAGCAAGAGAGAAAAAUUGUUUUCGAAAUUUGCUUCUUCUUAGACGCCACAUGCAAGGUUACCUAAAAGAAUUCUCGCCGAGCUGGGAUCGACUCGUAAUGGAUGCGGCCAACGCUGGGAUGAGAGGCGAGGAUUGCAACGUCAUUUAUCGAGACUGUAAUUUUGAUAAUCCUUACGAGUUGGUUGGAAACGACGCUGAAGAGAGUGAAAUUGUUCUGAAAACGAAGUUCCGCAUGCCGCCACAAAUAUGAACGCAGCUGAAAAGUUAAAUACACUUAUGCACUAGGCGAUCCUUAUUACCGGAAGUGAAUUAUAUUUUGUUCUAAAAGGUAGAAGGAAUAAUAUUCGGGAGCACAUACGCGAUUCACCGUUUCUCACAAUGUUUGUUUACAUUAUAGAGAUGUAUUAUAGAGAUAUUUAUUAUUG
Molecule: messenger RNA, 1114 nt
Organism: Ceratosolen solmsi marchali
Lineage: Eukaryota; Metazoa; Arthropoda; Insecta; Hymenoptera; Agaonidae
Exons: 4
Coding region: 1-939 (312 amino acids)
Source: RefSeq, a predicted model, not a curated record